Daldinia caldariorum is the source of this 3087-nucleotide messenger RNA. Its product is annotated as CP2 transcription factor-domain-containing protein. Gene Ontology annotation, biological process: regulation of transcription by RNA polymerase II. The record is from RefSeq and is a predicted model, not a curated record. The transcript is spliced from 4 exons. Gene Ontology annotation, cellular component: nucleus. Gene Ontology annotation, molecular function: RNA polymerase II cis-regulatory region sequence-specific DNA binding; DNA-binding transcription activator activity, RNA polymerase II-specific. NCBI's taxonomy places the organism in Eukaryota, Fungi, Ascomycota, Sordariomycetes, Xylariales, Hypoxylaceae. The coding region runs from base 130 to 2538 and encodes 802 amino acids.
GUUGCUAGUUUAUCUGUCACUCUACGCUGUCUCUAUAACAGGAUUAACUUAACGGCUGUCUCUCAAGCUCAUUUUGAAAACCCGUUAGCAUUGCUGUCUUGUGACAGCGCCUGCUUGAGUCUUUUCCAGAUGUUUCGUCAGAGGACAAGUUCACAAAAGCCUGGCGAUGAAUUGCUUGCCAAUUUCCGACAACAGUUUCCCGAGAUCGCGUCUGUAGCCUCGUCUUCGACGGCGGGAGCGCCAGCGCAGAACACUGUGACUGCCGACAACGCAGUUCUUGUUCCCCCCGGCCAGGAACAGCAUCAAAGUGCAAGCCAAGAUGUGUUCCGAGACCAGGACCCUACGCCGCGGGCUUCGGGCGCGGAGUGGAGGUUUACCCCUUCGUUGCUAGAUCCCAAUUCCUUUGCUUUCAGCACAUUCGCAAACCAACCGCCGGGCUACUACACACCCACGCCUGGAGGUACCAAUACGAUUUACCAUCCACAAGCAGGCGACCUUCAUACACCGUCAAUGGGUCUCGGAAUGGGACUUGUAACUCCCCUAUCGCUUCCUACUACUGAAGGCGCCAUCCAGGCCGGACCAGCACUACUGGAUCUUACUCAGUUUCAUCACGGCGUGCCGCCGCAUCAGUUUCAACCGCCUUUCGACCCGUUUAUUCAACCGACUCCUCCUCAGCCAUCUUUCGCACCUUCGUCAUUUGUGCAUCAGGAUACUGGCUAUGAGACGAUGGACCAUGAUGGAUCACCCCUUGAUUCCGAUAGCCACGAGGAGCAUAUAGGCUCUAUGGAUGCGACAUUCCAUUCGCAGUCCCCGCCUAAUAUGAUCGGUUUUCAGCAUAGACAAUUUGGUGCCCCCAUGGCUCAUCUGCUGCCACCUUCGGCUGACAAGUUUCGUUUCCACUCGACCUUGAACGCGCCAACGGCUAUGAUCAAGCACGCGGAUGAAAUCCCGGUGACGUACCUUAACAAGGGGCAAGCUUACUCGUUAGCAGUAGUUGAUACCGCGGCAGCUAUGCCGAUAGUGCCUGGAACGAAGUAUCGGACAUUUGUGCGCAUCUCCUUCGAAGACGACCAACAACGACAAAGACCUGGUGUCUGCUGGAGUUUAUGGAAAGAAGGUCGCGGGACCAACGAGGCGCAUCAGCGAGGCGGGAAGCUACAAGCGGUCGAGUAUGUCGAAGCUGGGCAACCGGCUGAAGGCGAUGAUAAGAGAACCCGUAUCGAGCUGGAGACAGCUUCCUUCGACGGAUUUUCGGUUGUUUGGACACCGGGUGUCAACGGUGCCGCGGAGUGUAAUAUUGCGGUCCGCUUCAAUUUCCUCUCGACCGACUUUAGUCAUUCCAAGGGCGUUAAGGGCAUUCCAGUAAGGUUAUGUGCCAAAACGAGCCUUUUAUCGGCGACCGAUUCGUCUCCCUUGUCAGAUCCGACGUUUGAAAUUUGCUAUUGCAAAGUAAAGCUAUUCAGGGACCACGGGGCAGAACGAAAACUUUCAAAUGAUGUCGCGCAUGUUAAAAAGACCAUUGACAAACUCAAGCAGCAGAUUGCUCAAGCAGAAAGCGGAGCGAAAGAUUUCGGGAAACGCAAACGAGGUGGUGGUUCGCAUGUCAAGGGUCAAGACCAUCAACGUCCAGGGAAAGCGCCAAAGCACAAAAGAACAUGGUCAAUGUCGUCAACCAGCUCCGCGGGCGGAGGUGGUGGGAACCCGCGACCUUCGCUUGAAGAUGAUCUGCACUUCAAACUUCAGACUCUGCAGGACAUGUUUACAAGCACGCGGCCUGUGAGUAUGUUGUACUUGCGUGGCGACGAUUUGGAUGAUCCAGACCUACACCCGGUAACCCUUCCUGGGGAGCCGACGGAUCUCACCAAAGUUGACCCGAAGGAUGCUGUUGCAUGGCAAAUCAGAAGCGCACGAAGUUCGGUAGCCGGGUCUUCCCUCGUCUCUCCUUCCCCUAGUUCCAUGUCCAUGCACUCGCAAUCUGCUAAUGCCACUCAAUGGAACGACUUCCAAAGUGGCGGGGAGGCAUCGGCUUCUCGAAGAGCCUCCGAAAUGCCAGUCAAAGUCCCCAAGACCGACGAUGAUGGGAACUUGAGUGGUUGGAUAGAAGCACUUGGAGUAGAUCCUUCAUAUAAGCCACCGACCGAAAAGCCUGUGAAGCCUGUCGCCUGCUUUUACGUCGCCCGACGACGUCGGUCAGAGCCCGAGAGGCGAGAACUCCACCGAGCAAUCUAUUUGGCCCAGCGAACAACAUCAGAAUUUGUGUCGCGAAUUUCGACGAAGUGGGCUAUCGACCCUUCGGCCGUUGUGCGAGUAGUCCGCGUCCUAGAAAGCGGGCUGGAAGUAGAAGUAGAUGACGAUAUGAUCCAGACCGUAUCUGAAGGUCAGGAUAUGACGCUCGAAGUUGCAGAGGUCGAUCGAAGUGUGCCUCAACCUAAGCGAGAAUGGGAGAUGAUGGCCGUCGAUGGCCUCAAGGGUGAUAGAGACUCAACCCACAGCGCGUUUCGUACGACGACCGGUUACGAACUGCGACUUACAUUUUAAUUUCUACCUAGGGGUGUCUGCGGGAAUUACGUGGAAUUACGUGGAGUUUUAUUACUUUCGAUGAUUAUACAUUGGGGCGAGAAAGACAGACAGUCCUGGAACCGACCGGUCUACGCCGUCUUAUUUGUUAACGAACAUGAUUACUUAUACCCUACGAAUAACCGGCGGAAUUUUGAUUUAUUAUUAUUAUUAUAUAUAUAUGGCGUUCGAACGGCACCUUAAAAGAUACCAUACCGUUUAGGGGCAGCUCUGUUUCUCUCCGAUCCCUCUGUUGUGACGGACCGACGUUCGGGUCUUUUAGACUGAUGAUGCCAUAUACAUUAGAGAAGAUACGACCUGUACUAUGUAUUUCAAUUUAGGCGCAGUCAUGACGCUAUCCUGGGCAUGUUUUUCUUGGUCAUGGAAUAUACCCAGUUGGAUCGUUUUAUAGGUAUAUAUGUAGCUCUUUGGAGCUCAAGGUAUUCUAUCUGUAGAUUUUGGAAGAGGGUUGGCGGGUGAAGCGGGACGGCAGGGAAUUACACACUACACGCGAAGCAGACUUCUCUGCAA